Molecule: messenger RNA, 1552 nt
Organism: Symsagittifera roscoffensis
Lineage: Eukaryota; Metazoa; Xenacoelomorpha; Acoela; Convolutidae
Exons: 3
Coding region: 129-1523 (464 amino acids)
Biological process (GO): secondary metabolite biosynthetic process
Molecular function (GO): acyltransferase activity, transferring groups other than amino-acyl groups
Source: RefSeq, a predicted model, not a curated record
UACAGACUAUAUGGUAAUAUCUUAUCUAUUGUUCAAAACAAUUCGUACCAUAGAAUUUAGUUCUUGUUUCAUUACUGACAAAAGAAAACAGCAAUUCAACAUUCAAUUUUAGAUAAACAGACCUGAAAAUGGCAGAAAGUGAAGACAACGACAAUCCACUUAGGCGAAUUGUUUUGAAGUCGAAAGUUGUGCAGGCCACCCGAGAUUUCUCCAACUUGCCCCCCCAUAGCAAGCUGUCUUUGUUUGACUUAGUUCAGCCUGCAAUGCGAACCAACGUGACCUAUUUAUAUGACUAUAAUGUCUCUUAUGAUGACUUAGAAGCGGCUGUCGUAAUGGUGCUGAACCGAUACCCUGAAAUAUCCGGAUGUUUGAUUGACAGUGGAACAGUAGCUCUGAACAACCAAGGUGCUAAAAUUCAACAACUUACAGACGCUUUGCUUACAAUUGAGGAUCUAGAAAAGUGUCAGUUCGAUUAUGAAACUCUGUGCAACCACUUCAACCAAGAUGAGGCCGCUCCUGACGAGUUUCUGUUCAAGGUCACGGUUCAAAGGCUUGCAGAAGACAGCGGGAUGAUGUUGAAUUUUGGAUUCCACCAUCAAGUGACCGAUAUCAACUCAGCUUAUCUGGUCAUAAGUGAUUUUUGCAGCUGGGUUAGGGAAGCAAAAAUGACGUUUGCGGAACCUGAUAUAAUUCAGCUAAAAAGAACGGACUACUGCUUCCCUUCUGGCGAACCCCCUAAAUAUGAACACCCUGAAAUUACAAUCUACGAGUCCAAAGAAGAUUUGGACAUUCGUGUGAAAAGAACAUACGAAGACCUAGUCGGAUGCCCCACCCAAAAUGUCUAUGCCUUUUUAGACGCCGAAAGUUUGAAACAAAUGAAACUUGAAGUGUACGAAAGUGCCUCGGAGCAAGAGAAGACGAAAAGCGAAAAUGAUCGAACAUUUCCAUCUACAAAUGAUUGUUUACUGGCUGUUAUUCACAAAGCGUACUCCGAGGCCGCCCAUGAGAAUCCGUUGGACGAACUUGAACAACUGUUUCCAAUUCAUCUCAACGUUAACGUUCGGGCGCGAAGAACUCCAAAAGUUCCGACAACCUAUUUGGGCAACUUUAUAGUACCAAUAGCUGUCAACUUAACGAAAAGGGAAAUUAGUUCAACCUCGAAUUUCUCAAUUGCGUGUGAGAUUAGAAAGAGGAUUAACAUGUUAACUGAGGAUUACAUACAGUCCUUUAUCGAUAUGGUAGCUACAAACGAAGUCACCCAAUUCGCUUGUUUUUGCGACCCCACAACGAUGCGAAACACCAAUUGGAACUUGAGGGGUUUCGACUGGUACCAAAACGGUGACCUUGGGAGUGGGAAGCCUUUGAAGUUAUGCAGGUUGACCCAAGUGAUUGACCGUUUGUGUGUCAUGAUUCCAGCAUACAAAACUGGAGAUAUCGACUUGGUUAUGUCUCUUAAAGAGACACAAAUGAAACGCAUGUUGAAACACUUAAAUAUUAUUCGUUACAUUACAGGCCAAAAAUGAUUUAAAAAAUUAUGCAAAAAAAAACUUAA